UUUGAACAGAUGCUGGUAGGAGAUUAUUUGCAUCUAGCUAUCACUGUAAUGCUUGUACAAAUUAACCAAUAGGAUUGCAAAUAUUAGUCUGGCGCGGUUUCCAACUAUCGACAGGCUGUUAUUUUUGGCAUGAUUGCAGUUGCAUGUAAUUCCAAAUCAGUUCGUAUUGUAAAUCUACCCGAGUGUAAAUUACAUGAUACAAGUAGUCCAUGUACUUACGAUGAAUAUGAUUUACCUAAUGACGAUUUGAGUAUUCAACCUAUAAAGAGCUCGCAAAGCAUUCAUUCAUCCCCGUUACUGAAAAAUAUUUUUCCUUUAAACUUGUUAGAAUUUCAUUAUUUGUACGAUGCUUCUGUGGAUCAAGUUUUUGCUGCUUAUCUAGUUCGCUAUCUCAGGCGCCUCAAAAGCUUACCGGCUGUAUUCCUUCCAUGUCGGGAUCAACGAGCAUUAUGUGAUAACCCUAUGUGGAAAGUCGUUAGUGGUCGUCUGGUUAAAUCUAUUGUAAUUGAAGAAUCUAUGGCAUGGCUCUCAACACUCGGUGGUGGGUAUUCUUCACUCGGAGAUCAAAGUGAUUAUGCGGCGAGUUUGGCUGGGACAGUUUCACUUUUUCAAAUGAGCCUUGCAUUAGAAAUUAACUCGCCUAUGCUCCUAGCAAAGUCUCAACUCUGGUUUGCUCAAAGUUUAAUGCAGAGGGGAUUCCUAAAACAUUCAGCUAAGAUAUUAAGACGAAUAUUUAUAAUGUGGAGACCUCUUAUGAGACCUGAUUUUUCAUCUGAUAUGCGCAUAGAUUAUAUGGCCCUUGGUUUAUGGGCACGUUUACGUCACUUAUGGAAAACAAAACAUAAAAUGAAGUCAAAUAUACCCAUUCCGUUGUCAGUGGAUAGUAAUUUACUUUUACUGUAUCCACAUGUUAAUGCGUUAGUCAAUCGGCUUAAAAUAUAAAGAUUUGUAUACUUUUCAGAAUAUGUAUAUUUAACUACUUAUUCUACUUUCAGAUGUUUGCCUUUUUCACAGUCCUGACAAAUACUAUUCAUGAUUUAUGUUAGUAGCGUUUUUUUUUUAUUUUAUUGCUUCUGUCACUUGUUAAAUUAUCUUGUGUACAUCAAUUUAUUUUUCGAGGUUUUUAUGUGGCCUUAUCACUACGAAUUAUACUCAAUAAUGGUUUUAUAAUUAUAAGUAAUGGGUUGAGUUAUAAUCCGUGUUUCUACUAGAUACUGAUGUUGAAACUUGAAUUGUUCAUCACAAAGUCAUGGAGAAAUCUAAACUAAUUUGUCGAUUAUUACUUUACUCUUUGUUUACUAAAGUGUAUAAAAUUAACUGACUUAUUAUAAGAUACACUUUUUUCAUACCAAC
Messenger RNA from Schistosoma turkestanicum, 1353 nucleotides. The record is from the annotation of a GenBank genome assembly. NCBI's taxonomy places the organism in Eukaryota, Metazoa, Platyhelminthes, Trematoda, Strigeidida, Schistosomatidae.